CCGCGCUAUCUUCGUUUUGUAGGGACUCUUACUGAAAUAUUUCUUUAAAUGUUUUUUAUAUAGCGUUGUUGAAAGAAUAUUUUUGUACUAAUUUCGAAUUAAGAACCAGUCUAAUGGAUGGAGAUAGCGAAAUACCUGGCCAAACGCCUUCACCAAGUCCAAUUCCGACAUGGGAAUUGCCACCGGAUCCUCCCGAAAUAAAAUAUAACUGGAUUGAUAUCACAGAUGAAUUAAAAGCAGCUUGUGGUGAGUUGCAAAUGGGAGAACUUGUUCAUGAACCGAAUUUUGGACUUUUCGAAGCAAUGAGUGCAAUUGAAAUGAUGGAUCCGAAAAUGGAUGCUGGAAUGGUUGGAAAACAAACCAAGAGAAAGAUUCUUGAUUUACAUCAAGCCAUCGAAGCAAAAACAAUAAAAAUAUCUGACUUGGAAUUCAAAGAAUUGAUUGGAAUCAUGGAUACUUCACUAUGCUGUUUGCUGUCUUGGUUGGAAGGACAAACUCUUGCUCAUACUGUGUUUACUUGUUUAUAUCUACAUGAACCUGAUUUAAUUGAAGACCGAUGUUUGCGAGCAUACUCAAUAUGUAUGUUGAAACUAUGUGAUCUUAUAAGGGAGAAGAUUAACAAGGCUAAUGUAUUUGAAGAAGAAGACUUCCAGACGAUUACAUAUGGAUUCAAAUUUGUUGAGGGUUUAUCAGAGUUGAGAGUUGUUGGGAUGAUGAAAGAGGUUGAAGAUGAAUAUUCUAGGAAGCUGAGAAGCAUGAAAUCAAAACAGACAGAGGGAGGACAAGAAUCAGUUCAACUUGAAACUACGCGUUGUAACGGAAUCAUCGCUAGAAUUAGAUUCUUGAGAUUAUUUCUGCAGUCAUUGAUGGUAUUCGGGAGGAAAGAGGCGGAAUCUCUCCAGCAAGUUAAAAAGAUGUUGCAUUCAAUGUUAGAACAUCUGGCAACAGUAGGAAGAACAAUCCACCUCGGAAUAGAGUCAGUAGCAAGUGAUGACGGUCACAUGAUAAUGCAUGGUUUUGAACCGUUAGUCAACCAGAAGUUGCUUCCACCUACUUUUCCAAGGUAUACAACACUAAGAAACAGAGAGGAAAUUGUUGAAAAUUAUGAGCAAAUUAUUAAAAGAUUAUUGAUGGUUAUUGAAGUUACUGGACUAUCUGGAUAUCAGAAUAUAUUGGAAUUUUUCGACAAGUUUGGGAGAACAAUCCCAUGUGUAUUAUCUCGUUCCAUUCUUCAAUUAACAUUCCUGCCAGAGAAUCGCAAAGUAUUCGGCAACCAGGUGUUGACAGAGUGUAUCAAAGACGCAAUGCGAACUUUCAACGCACCUCCCGUUUUUUCUCCUAGAUGUCCGGCUCUGCAAAAUCAUCCGACUGCAAAAAUUCAUGCUGAGAUGUUUUUGAGCAGAGCAUCACGGGCUGCAUCAUGCUUGAUUCAAACAUACGGUCACAAUAGAGCAAGGCAUCGUGAAAAACUUGCUGCUAUUCUAGAAGAGUUCGCUUCUUUACAAGAAGAAGCCGAUCGAAUAGAUUCUGAUCUUCAUGCAAUCAAUGAAAGCAUUAAUCCGAACUCUGACCUUUCACAUUUGACCUGUCUAGGAAGUUGGACGUUAUAUCAUACAUUACGUGUGAUGACACAAUACGUUCUUAGCGGAUUUGAACUUGAACUAUACAGUCCACAUGAAUUACAUUAUAUUUAUUGGUAUUUAGCAGAAAUUUUACUCAGUUGGUUGAGCACAACGAUCAGUCGUGCAGAACAACAAUUAACUCGUGAUGAAAUGCUGGGAGAUCAAAUUCCUGGAAGAAACAGAAAUAGUAGAAAGAAGAAAAAUAAAAGAAAACCAAAAAUUCACUCAAAAGAACUAAAAUUGACGCAGGGAAUGCAAAUGAUGGCAGCUGGAUGCUUCAAAGCUGUUCUAGGAUUCUUUUUAUCAAGGAAACUUCUCACUCCAGAUUUCUUGUUAGAUAGUGAAUGCACAAGAUACGAGCAUCGUUUCUUACCUUUCGUUAACAUAACGACUCCACCGUUUAUGCUGUAUUCCCAGUUUCGUGAUAUGACAGACAUAACUACUUAUCAUCCUCGACCUUCUGAAGAGCAAUUAUUUAUUGCUGCAUCAAAGCAUUUCAGUCAAGCAAAAGCAAUGUAUGAAACAAUUCCAAAUCAAACUGAAGAGGUACAAAGUCUACUCAAAGUUGCAAAGACCAAUCUUGUUGUUACAAAAUUACUUGCUACUGGACAUAAAAAAGAUUCUCCAUGCAAAGUUGAAUUUGAUUUUUCUGUUCAUAAAUAUUUUCCUAUAUUUAAAAUCGCUUAAUAUGAGUCUAACGACAAAAAUGAUUUUCAAUUGUCAGAUUGUCUUAAAUACAGUCAAUUGAUUUGAUUGAUGAUUUGACAGAAAACUGUCACAAUGUUUAGAUUCACUGUUCUCCCACUUGUCCCAAUUGUAUGAAUCUAUCUCCACAUAACUAAGGCAGUGACUGGCAAACUGUGGACCACGGCCCCAUUGUGGCUGUCUAGCGUUUUCUAGUGGUCCUCCAAUAAAUUUCUGCGAUCUGAAAUUGACUAGCAAUGCAUGAUUUGAUUACUCUCUGUUACAUUCACAGAUCACAUGAUUAAUUCGAGAUUAAAAAAAGGAUGCGCUUCAUUGAAUCUUGAAAUUACUUUACAGAAGACAACUUCAAAAAUUAUGAAGUCUUAAAUUAACCCAAAAUUGCUUUUUUCUGUGUGAUUUCAAAUGUGUUCAUGAUUUUAUAAUAUAGAUAAACAAAAUUUUGUUUAUUCGAUCCCUUGAAUAACCUAUUCGAUCAAUCACUCAAUAUUUUUAGGCUCAUUGGUUUAUCAGUAUUUUAGCAUUUCGAUUUUUGCAUUUUCUAAUUUUUGCCUAAACCGAACACUGUUUUUGUAAUAAAAUUAUUCAGAAAUCAGUAAAAUAGCUUGAUUUGAACGAUAAUGAGAUGUCAGAUUUACUCUAUAAAUAAUUUUAUAUAUAAAUUUAAUCGCUAGUCCACUUCAAAUGUAGAUAUUAAAAGACCAUAUUAAAAGUACGUGACUACUUAUCAGGACGUUUGGUACCUAGGUAAAUAUUGUCCGAUUUUCUAGCAGUUAAAAAUAAAACUGAAUUGUUCUGUUGUUAUUUCUGAUCGUUCUUUUCUAUGCUUUGUACCUAUGCGAGUUUCAAUUCCAAUAAUAAAAUUGAGAGUUCUGACAA
Molecule: messenger RNA, 3203 nt
Organism: Styela clava
Lineage: Eukaryota; Metazoa; Chordata; Ascidiacea; Stolidobranchia; Styelidae
Product: N-alpha-acetyltransferase 35, NatC auxiliary subunit-like
Biological process (GO): N-terminal peptidyl-methionine acetylation
Cellular component (GO): NatC complex
Source: RefSeq, a predicted model, not a curated record